This is a messenger RNA of Letharia columbiana, 693 nucleotides long. RefSeq lists its product as uncharacterized. Lineage: Eukaryota; Fungi; Ascomycota; Lecanoromycetes; Lecanorales; Parmeliaceae. The coding region runs from base 1 to 693 and encodes 230 amino acids. The transcript is spliced from 2 exons. Gene Ontology annotation, biological process: glutathione metabolic process. The record is from RefSeq and is a predicted model, not a curated record. Gene Ontology annotation, molecular function: glutathione transferase activity.
AUGCCUACCACAAAGCGCUGCGGCACCGAAACCGCCGGUAACAAAGCCAUCGGCGGCGUCCCAAGAAUCCAUUACUUCGAUUUUCAGUCCCGAGGCCGGGGGCAGGUUAUUCGCCUCAUGUGGGAAGAUGCCGGCAUCGCCUACGAUGACACGCGCUACAGCUUUGAGGAAUACCCUGAUUACAAGAAGACUCGCAUUAUGGAGAUGAACCCGACGACCAACAUCCCCGUCGUUGAGUUGAAUGGGAGAAUCCUGACGCAGAGCUAUGCCAUCCUGAGGCAUUUUGCUAGACAGCUGGGGCACUAUGAUGGGGAGACCGAAGAAGAAAAGUACUGGGCUGAUGCUAUGUGCGAUAUCGUCAUCGACUGGCGCUCCCUCUUCAUCCAAGCUUUCUUUGCGGACAACAUGGAAGAGACCUAUCCCGAGCAUCAAAAGACCGCUCGACCGAGAUUCCUGAAAGCUUUGGAGACGCAUCUGAAGACGCAUCAGCUAUCCACAUCGGGGCCGUAUAUCAUUGGGAAAAACAUCACAUAUGCGGAUCUGGUGCUCUACCAGAUCUGCCAUGAUGAGAGUUUGACACAGGAGGGGAGAAAGGGGCUGAAGGAUUACCCUAGGUUGGCGGAGCUGGUGGAUGCAGUGGAGGCGAGGCCGAAGGUCAAGGCCUUUUUGCAGAGUGAUAGGUAUCUAGGUUGA